CUUUUUCAUUCACAGAAUCUGAGUCGCCACGUUUCCCAUUUCUUCCUUACUAGCUAAUUACUAUUACAUAUAUAUAUCAUCAUCAUCAUGAGUUACAGUUCGGAAGAAAGCGGGAGUCCAUGCAGCACAACAAACAGAAAACUCAAGGGGGUGCGCCAACGGAAAUGGGGCAAGUGGGUGUCCGAAAUCCGUGUUCCGGGGACUCAAGACCGGCUUUGGUUAGGCUCCUUCUCCACGGCAGAGGCGGCAGCGGUGGCUCGAGACGUUGCGUAUUAUUGCUUGCGUCGACCUUCCACGUUGGAAGGCCUUAACUUCCCGUUGGAGUUACCGCCUUGUGCGAGGGAUGAUAUGUCGCCCAGGUCGGUGCAGAAGGCAGCCUCGGAUGCUGGCAUGGCAGUUGAUGCUCAGCUGAUAGCCAACAAGUCGCCGCCACAGCAGCCAGCUGGAACUGGAAGCUAUGCAGUUGAGACGACUGAGUUUUGGGAAGAUGGUUAUGUUGGACAGAGUUCUACUUCUACUUCUAGGGGCAGCUGGGGAGGAGGACAUGGAUUUGGCAACGGCGGUGAUCAUCAAGGGGGUUUGAGCAUUUCCAUUGACGAUUAUGAUCUCCAAAUCUAAUUAGUGUCAAUCUCUGUCAAAUUUAUAUGGUUUUUAUUAUAGCACUAAUUUACAUUAAGAAAAUUAAGGGAGAUAAUUUGAAUUUGACUCAAUGCAAUUGAGGAGGAAGGAUCUAAUUAGCAGGCCCAUUCACCUUUUGUAGUCAACUUAUAUGGUUUUGGCCUAGGUAUGUUUUAGCAAUGUCAGCAUAUAUUUAUAACUAAAAUUAUGCACGUGUCUGUAUAUAGGGGGUAGAUUUGAUAGAAUAUAUAUGUGGCACUCAAUGACACUCAAUGACACUCAAUGUAAGACUGUAACGGCUCGUUUGUUUACAUGUUAUUAAGUGCGACUAUCUUAAGUGGGACUA
Messenger RNA from Malus domestica (apple), 964 nucleotides. RefSeq names its product ethylene-responsive transcription factor ERF019. Gene Ontology annotation, molecular function: DNA binding; DNA-binding transcription factor activity. The record is from RefSeq and is a predicted model, not a curated record. Gene Ontology annotation, biological process: regulation of DNA-templated transcription. Lineage: Eukaryota; Viridiplantae; Streptophyta; Magnoliopsida; Rosales; Rosaceae.